Aplysia californica (California sea hare) is the source of this 1885-nucleotide messenger RNA. RefSeq names its product solute carrier family 2, facilitated glucose transporter member 1. The record is from RefSeq and is a predicted model, not a curated record. Gene Ontology annotation, molecular function: hexose transmembrane transporter activity. Gene Ontology annotation, cellular component: membrane. Lineage: Eukaryota; Metazoa; Mollusca; Gastropoda; Aplysiida; Aplysiidae. Gene Ontology annotation, biological process: monosaccharide transmembrane transport.
AUACAAGAUGUCGGACGACACCCAACUUCUUCUUGAUGAAGAUUCACAAGCCCGACAGAAUUCAAGAAGUUCCCUCGGAGCAGUGCAGGCUGAUGGAGAGGAUAUUUGCAUACACACUUCUAGUUCCAAUGAAGAGCCCUCCAAGGUGCACCUUGUCCUUGCCAUACUGGCUUGCACACUGGGAAGCCCACUGCAGAUUGGACUCAACACUGCAAUUCUUAAUGCACCUGAAGACGUGAUCAAAGAUUUCUUCAAUGAAACCUACUACAACCGCUAUGGUGACCCUAUGUCAAGCAGUCUUCUAACUAUACUAUGGGGAGUGACUGUGGCCAUCUUCUGUGUUGGUGGAAUGGUGGGAGGUGUGUCUGCCGCUUUCUUUGCCAAUAAGUAUGGCAGGAAGAAUACGCUUCUUGCCAACAACUUGGUGGCUUUUGCAUGUGCAGCUCUUCAGGGCUGCAGUAAAACUGCCAAGACUUUUGAAAUGUUGAUGGCGGGCCGGAUUGUUGCUGGCUUCAAUUGUGGUUUGAACUCAGCUGUUGCCCCACUGUACCUGGCCGAGAUCUCACCGGUCAAGCUGCGUGGGUUCUGUGGUACCUGCAACCAACUGUCCAUCACAACCGGGGUGCUGUUAGGAGAAGUUCUUGGACUGACCACAAUUCUUGGGACGGAGAACUUAUGGCCUUUUCUCGUAGCAUUCCCUGCAGUUCCUGCUGUCUACAGCCUAUUGACCUUGACCUGGUGUCCGGAGACCCCACGUUAUCUGCUGGUCAACAAAGGGGAUGACGUUGCUGCAGAAAAAGCUUUAGUUUGGCUUCGAGGCACCCGGAAUGUUGCUGAAGAGGUUGAAGCCAUGCGACGAGAAAGGGUGGAACUACGGAAUUCACCAAAGUGAUAUAUUACUCCACUAGUAUAUUCGGCUCUGCUGGACUGUCGAAAGCCACAUCACAAUUAGCCACUGUAGGGACAGGUGCGGUGAAUGUGUCCAUGACCUUCAUAUCCGCCCUCAUCAUGGACCGAGUCGGACGCCGAACCUUGCACAUGAUAGGCCUGGCCGGCAUGUGCAUUUUCUCCGUUGUGUUGGUCGUCUGUUUGAAUCUGCAGUCCUCAGUGUCAUGGCUCUCCUACAUCAGUAUCGUCGCUGUCAUCAUCUACAUCGUUUUCUUCGCCACAGGACCAGGUUCAAUCCCAUGGUUCAUGGUGGCCGAACUGUUUGCUCAAGGUCCCAGGUCUGCGGCAGUCAGCAUAUCCACUCUCGUCAACUGGUUCUGCAAUUUUACUGUCGGGAUUACCUACCCUUUACUUGAAAAAGCCAUCGAGAGCUAUUCCUUCCUACCCUUUUCUGUGAUGUUGGCACUUUUCUUCAUCUUCACUUUCCUCUUUGUGCCAGAGACAAAGGGGAAAACAAUUGCUGAAAUUACAAUGAUCUUCAAAGACCCUUCCUCAGCGAGCUCAGCUGUGUUUUCGUCGUCUGAUGUAGAGUACGAACAUUUAGAGAGAGAGGACAGCAGGACUGAUGCCAGCGAUGGUCAGCGAGGGAUGAAGUCUUUGGAUGAGGGGGGUGCAGUUCAAGAUGCAGAAGAGGCAAAGUGACAUACUGGUACUGGUAAAAAGUCAUAAACUAUUUUAAAGAACUUGUUUUUAAUAUUGGCAAAGUAUGUCUAUAAAACCACAUAACUGCCCUUUGCCACAAAUAAUAAUGUUCUUUUGACUGAUGACAUAAUUUUAUAUGCUGAUGAACUUUGUUUUCUUUUCACACCAUAUAGAUAUUCUUGUCUCCUGUGAAAUAACUUGGAGUAGCUGCAGUGCCAUAUCUCGCUCUUUAUAACUGGUCGCUUUUAAGCACAAGAGGGCUAUCCCAAAAAAUGCUGUUUUGAGAAAAUCGAAG